Guyanagaster necrorhizus is the source of this 342-nucleotide messenger RNA. RefSeq lists its product as uncharacterized. The coding region runs from base 25 to 342 and encodes 105 amino acids. The record is from RefSeq and is a predicted model, not a curated record. The transcript has 3 exons. Lineage: Eukaryota; Fungi; Basidiomycota; Agaricomycetes; Agaricales; Physalacriaceae.
AUCUGCUACAUCCAUUGAUUGUCCAUGAACGACUUCUCUUCUGGUCCGAAGGAUAAUUACGUUGCAAUGGUAUUCAGGUGCAUCAUUUCGUGCAUAACUAUGGUAUACGGAACAGCUGUCGUUGAGUAUGAGGUCAAGUCGUCGACCCUUGUGGUAUCUCCGAUUCAGCUAUGGUCAAGGUUCACCGGAGUUGCUCAACUGGAUCCUAGCCUACUUUCCGUGCUACUCCCGAGCACUAGCUUGCUCGCACAUUAUACUCUUGCGAGUACGCUAUCCACGCACGAAUUUGUAGCCGGAUUUACAGAGGCAGAACCCGUAACUGUAUACAAAGCACUCAACUGA